Molecule: messenger RNA, 984 nt
Organism: Purpureocillium lilacinum
Lineage: Eukaryota; Fungi; Ascomycota; Sordariomycetes; Hypocreales; Ophiocordycipitaceae
Cellular component (GO): Golgi apparatus
Molecular function (GO): nucleotide-sugar transmembrane transporter activity; antiporter activity
Source: RefSeq, a predicted model, not a curated record
AUGGUUGCGCAUCCCGGCGACGGUGAAGACGGCCUCGUGUCCAAGCCCCUCACGGAGACGAAGGCCAACGAUCUCGAACCUGCCAACUUCCACACCGGCCUCGCUUGGAUGGCUGUGAAUACAUUUGCCACUGUCGGCAUCGUCUUCACCAACAAAGCCAUUUUCUCCGACCCGUCCUGGAAGCGGUGUCAGCUCUCCUUUGCCUCGUUUCACUUCCUCAUCACUUGGAUGACGCUGUUUGUCCUGUCCAGGCCAGCCUUUUCCUACUUCGUCCCACGAAGAGCUUCUCUGCAGCAUUUGCUGCCUCUUGCGAUAGCCAUGUGCCUGAACGUCAUACUUCCAAACCUCUCAUUGGCGUACUCGUCCAUCACAUUCUACCAGGUCGCACGCAUUCUUCUCACGCCCACCGUCGCCGUCAUGAACUACGUGUUGCACGGCUCCAAGCUCCCGUGGCUCGCCAUCGCCGCUCUUAUUCCCGCUUGCUUAGGCGUCGGCAUGGUGUCCUACGAUGCAAGCAUCAAGACGACCUCGCAACUCGGCAUCGUUUUCGCCUUUAGUGGCAUCUUCGCCUCCUCGCUCUAUACAGUCUGGAUUGCGAGUUACCAUCGCAAGUUGCAGAUGACCAGCAUGCAGCUGCUCUACACUCAGGCCCCCAUUGCUUCUGUUCUCCUUCUUUACGCGAUUCCGUUUGUUGAUGCUUUCCCAGUCUGGGUCGACGUCGAGCGCCACAGGUGGUUCAUGAUUGGAUUAUCGGGCGGCUUCGCGUCUCUCAUCAACCUUUCGCAGUUCUUCAUCGUUGCACAGGCCGGCCCGGUUUCAAGCACUGUAGUUGGGCAUCUCAAGACAUGCACAAUUGUCGCAAUAGGUUGGAUAACGUCCGGCAGGACCCUGGAGGACAAGGCAAUGGUCGGUGUUGUUGUUGCUAUUUGCGGGAUCAUGGCGUACUCCAUCGUCAUGCUAGAGCACGGCGGCAAACCUCGUUAA